GCAUGCGUAAGGAAGAAGUGCAGUUGGUUGGGUAACACGUAUUUUUCGGUUAAGUAGGUGGAAAAGUACUAAAGUGGUAUCGAACUUGGGUAAAAUGACUGCACACGAUCAAAUCAGGGCCAUGUUGGACCAACUGAUGGGAACAGGACGGAAUGGUGAGAACAACCGCUUCCAGGUGAGGUUCUCUGACCCAAAAGUGUGCAAGAGCUUCCUCCUCAGCUGCUGUCCCCAUGAAAUACUUUCCUCAACACGAAUGGACCUUGGAGAAUGCCCCAAGAUACAUGAUUUGGCUCUCCGUGCUGACUUUGAGAAAGCAAGUCAGUCCAAGGAUUAUUACUAUGAUAUUGACGCGAUGGAACACCUGCAGGCGUUCAUUGCUGACUGUGACCGCAGAACUGAGCUGGCUAAGCAACGUCUAGCUGAGACUCAGGAGGAGUUGUCUGCAGAAGUUGCCCAGAAAGCUAACAAAGUGCAUGAGCUGGCAGAACAAAUUGGCAAGAAGUUGGCAAGGGCAGAGCAAUUGGGAGCUGAGGGCUUCGUGGAGGAGAGUAUGAAGCUGAUGGAAGAGAUUGAAGAUCUGCGUAAGAAAAAGAGUGCAGCAGAAGGCGAGUAUCGCAACUCGAUGCCUGCCAGCAGCUACCAGCAACAGAAACUGCGUGUCUGUGAAGUGUGCUCUGCUUAUCUGGGUAUUCAUGAUAAUGAUCGACGUCUGGCAGAUCAUUUUGGUGGCAAGCUUCAUCUGGGAUUCAUCAAGAUCAGAGAAAAGCUGUCUGAUCUUGAGAAAACUGUCGAAGGCCGCAAACAGCAGAAACGGCAGGAGAUGAGCAAUAGAGACCGUGAGAGAGAGAGGGAGCGUGAAGAUCGUGAGCGUGAACGUGUAAAGGACAGAGAACGGGAUCGUGUUGGUAGUUCAAGUAACAGAGACAGAGGUCGGGAUCGUGACCGAGACAGAUCACACAGGCGCAGCAGGAGUUCCAGCCGUGGUCGCAGUGAGAAGAGAUCACGAUCACGUAGCAAAUCACACAGUUCCAGGUCACGUAGAUCCCGCAGCAGUAGCCGCAGCAGACGCUCGAGGUCACAUCGCUCUCGUUCUGGAGACCGCAGGAAGGAUCGCUCACGUUCAAGAGAUAAGAAGCGUGAUGGCUUGAGUUCCUGGUCUGGUCCUGGCAGUCCAUAGCUCGCCUCUGUGGUUGCAAUUAGACGUAAGUAAGAAAAUCAAAUAAAAUGUGGGUAGGAAAAGGCAAAAGUUAAUGCUUCAUUUUACACUCUUUGGUAGGUAUACUUAACGAAGGUUUUGCAGUAUUUGGUACUGUAGAAAUGGUAGGUAGGAAAACUGCUUCUCAGGGAUGCAGUAUUGUGGCCUGUGUUGUCUUUCUUCUUAGUUCAUUUCCCCUCCUCUGGCAGAAAACAGCAUUGUGCCCUCUAAAGUGCUUAUUUCAUGCCUAUCAGUUGCAUUGGCCAUUAGUGGGUUCCAUUUCCUCAUCCCCUCAUGGGUUAGAGAGAUUACCUUCCUUGCAACAUGUCUAUAUAACUGAAACGAUUUCCUCACUUUAGACACUUAAGACCUGGAGGGAGAAUUUUCCUUCUAAACAUUUGUAUCUGCCUGCAAAACUAGAGAGUGUCAACCCGGAAGACCACAGUCUGAACAGUCACUGCUGUGAAAACCUGAAAACGUAUGUCAUGUGAUACACAUUUUUAUUCAUAGUAAAGCAGUCACUAUUCUGUAACUGAUUGUGGAAAAUUUGUGUGCAGGUUCUGUGGUAUAUCAUGUAGUAGAGUCUUGUAGAAUGUUUGUAUAUUUGUUAUGUACAGUGGAUUCCUGAUUAUGUAGUUAUUCUAUCCUAAAUACAGACUGAAUUCAAGAGGUAAUGGUGCACUGUUUUGAAAAGGUGAUUGUCCUUCAAACCAUCCAGUACUGUCUGUCGCUCUCAUGUCACUGGGUGAAUGAGUUACAUAUUAGAAAUUGUUUUACCACUAAGGAAUAAAAUCUCAAAAUCAGGACAGAGUUUGCCCAAGUUUCUUGCUUGUCAGAGAAAAGUGUGCGUGCACACACAUGUACAAUGCAUUUAAUGUAUAAUAUAUAUUGAGAACUCCAUAUGAAGACUCUUCAUUUUCCCCAGUUUUCGUUUCUAGUUCAACCUGUUUUCUAAUAAUGCAUGAAGGCUGAUUUUUAAUGCGCUCUUUUACAGAUAAUCCACAAAUAGUCGGAUCAUAAACUCUCUUUCAUAUACUGUACACCAUAUAUCCACAUCAAAAUAUUAAUACUUACAGAACAGUCAUGAUACAAUGAAACAUAAGGUUGCUUGCUUGUUAUUGGAGAAAAUGUUAUAAUGAUUUUGUUGGAUUUAUACACUUUUUUACUGCUUUAAAAAGCAAUUAAUCUGUACAUUUUUGUGCUGGAGCAGGUUUUCCUCCAAGUUUCUUCAGUUGUCCCCUGCAUGUUAUCAUUCUACCAUUGCUUCAUACUCGUUUUAUCACCAUCUCCCCGAGAUGUACGAUAGGUCUGAUCAUAUGACAUGCAUAACAUUCUCGGUCUUUGGGCUUUGUCUCUGAUGUGGCGCUUGGCUGCUUCCACAAUAAGGAUAUUGGUUUUAGUAGCACAGAAAAUUCCACCAUUUGCGUAACGCUCAUAUGUGAACCUCUAGGGUUUUGUGACAGUCCAGAAGAGGCAGCACAUUAUUACAUCCUUGGUAGUUAAAUAUGGGCAUUAUCUGUGAUCCAGCACUUGGCUGGCUACUGAACAAGGAAGUUAGUUUUAGUUUGUAAAUACAUUAAACACAAUCUGGUUAUUUAAGUAGGGUUGUUCUUGAGACACUAAUCAUCUUCAGUUAGCCAACAAAUUUCAUUGUCUUUAACGUAACCUGAAAGGUCAGUGUAAUAUUCACAAGAACUCAUCACCGAGCCAGAUGUGGAAGAGUUACCACUUUUGGAAGUAAUUGUUUUUUCUACCAUGGUAAUUUGAAUGCACAAAUGUAAUGCAGACUUUUUUUUUUACAUACAUAUAUGAGGGAGAGCCAGUAAAUCGGUCACAAAUGGAUACAAUGUGUAAAGACAUGAUAUCUGAACCUGGAAAAAAUAUUUACUUCUCAACAUAUCCACCAGCAUUGGUACAUGGGUCUGAUCUCUUUACCAGUGUGUCAAAACCUGCAGCAUAGAAGUUUUUUUACUGUUGUUUCAGCCCCUUUUGAAUCUGGUUGGGCCUGAACUGAACUUUCAAAAAUCCUUGACAGAAUUUCUUGAUGCCAAUGUGAACCUCUUUACAUGACAAACUCUUCCCACCUUAAACAGGAAACGUUUCUUUAUGAAUGUCCUUUGUAUUGAGUCCUUUUACCCACAAAAAAUGCUCAAAAAGAACACUGCUCUUCGGUAUUAUUGUCCUCAAGCAUUGUCACCAUUUUGACUACUGAAACCAGCCUCUGAACAUGUGCAUGCGAGUCUGCUAUCUAGACUUUCAUGCAGCUGGACUGUGCUGCUGCCUAGUGAUAGACAUAGGAAACCUGUUACGUCCGUUACAGCUGCUUUACUUCCAUUUAUGACUUAUUUACUGACUCUUGUAGAAAGUAAAGCAGGUAAUUUUCAUAAAUAUGGUUGUAUAAGGAGUUCAUCUUGUGCAGUGUAACACCAUGCAGUCCAAUUGAAGUUUUUCAGUAUUUUGGAAGUAUGUAUUGGGCACUAACUUUGCUGACAAGCGACGGUCGCUAGUUCGCUUGCAGACUAAAACCACAGAGUUUGUUUGUAUUGGGUCCAUUUUCAUGGUGAGUGAAUAAACUGAGGAAGCUGUCAGCAAGAAGCAAGAGAAAGUGCAGCAAGUUGUGCAUAGAAACCUGGUUCAUAUAUAGGAUUAUGAGGGCUCCCAGAGAGGGCCAGUGGGAGCAAGGAGGGGAGGAACUGAAUGGGGCCAUGUUUGUGAAAUUGGAGAGAUGAGAGAAGACAGGGAAAUAGUGGCAUGACAUGACCAAUGGGAGCUAUGGAUGCACGAAGAGAGUGGCAGUGGUUGUAGGCACAGGGGAGGGGGCGAAAGGGGGACACAGCCCUUUACAGGGGCAAUGCUAGUAGCUCUCUUUACUCCUUUUCAUUCUCUCUGGGGGCCCUUUACAGGACUAUGUAUGAAUGAAGUUUACUGUGCUUUGUUCACCCUGCUCACAUCUUUUUGAUUUUGUACAUGGCUUGUUAGCCCCCUCUGAAGAAUUCCACUGAAACGUCAGCUAAGACUUAGACUGCAUGAUGUCAGAUCUUCCUAGUCACUACUGAAAACGUUAUAUCUAGAUUGGUUAUGUAAGUUGUGGAUGAAGACCAAGGUUGGCUUGUGAAUUUGAUUUUGUGGAUGUGAGGAGGUACAGUGUGUGUGCGUGCGUGCCAUAAUCAAGAUUCUGCUGUACAGUAUGGUUGUAAAAUUGUGGACGUGUCCAUUCUGAUAGUUAUUUUUCUUAUGAAGUAGGGAGUCAUCCCGGAGUCGCAGAGACAGUGAAUAGCGGGCAGUAAAAGUAUGAAACCUUACAGAUGCUUGUGUUAUGAAGUAGGGAAUUAUCCUGGAGUUGGACAAUGAACUGUGUGAAUAGAGAAGAUCGUCAUAUGAAAUCUGAAUUGGAAGAUUUCAAUGAAUAUAAAUUUAAAAGUGAGUAGUAAUUAUAUUAGAUUUUAGGUUCAGUGCUAUCAUCAAACUUGCGGCAGAUGCAGUCAUUGUCACUGUUGAACUGAUUGUGAUUGGUUAUACAUAAAGUUUUAUGGCAGCAGCUGACUGCGUUUUCUUAAGGAUUCAGUAUUUGUAUGGUUGCUAACUUCAUGUUCUGCAAGACAUCAAGAAAUCAUAAUCCGUGUAAAUUGAGAUUAAAAUUUUCAAGGAUUGUGCAGGUUCUCCCUCCUCCCCUUUCUUCUCUCACAGGUUCUAAAGUGAACUUGGUUAUGUGUAAUGUCAUUUCCUGUAAGGAUACAGUUGUGUAUCAUAAAUAUAUAUACUGUAUUGGAAAAUAUUUAUUUUCAGUGCUUUAUGCUUCAGAAAUUGUUUUACUGUGAUUUAAAAUCUGUCUUUGAUGUAGUUGUGUAAUAAAGUGUAAUGGAUAAACCAUGCCGUGAAAUUGGGUAUUUGGAGUGUACUGAUAGAGUCGUUGCUUUUCACACAAACAAUGGUACCAAAGUGGAGUUAGAUGAUAUCCAUUCAGUGUUUCAUUGUAAAUGUGUUGACACCUUAUUUUAUAUGAAUAAAGGAUAUAGUUGCUUGUUAUAGUGACUUGUAUAUACUCAGUGUGUGUAAUAGUUACUCUGUAAUUCUCAAUAACUUGUGUUGCAUAAUAAUUAGUUUAUUAUUUUGAA
Molecule: messenger RNA, 5310 nt
Organism: Cryptotermes secundus
Lineage: Eukaryota; Metazoa; Arthropoda; Insecta; Blattodea; Kalotermitidae
Product: putative RNA-binding protein Luc7-like 2
Exons: 8
Coding region: 95-1177 (360 amino acids)
Biological process (GO): mRNA splice site recognition
Cellular component (GO): U1 snRNP; U2-type prespliceosome
Molecular function (GO): mRNA binding
Source: RefSeq, a predicted model, not a curated record